AAAACCUAUUUUUUAAGUUAAAAAUAAAAUAAUAAAACUAAAGUCAAAAUUAUAAGUUAAUUAUGACUUGCUCUUGCUAAUCCAUUCCAAUAAAAGCUAUUUUUCCGGCGUUCCACCGGAAAAUUCAUCGGGAUGUCAACUAAAGAACUCUACCGGAGAAUUCAGCGUUUCUACAGUUUUUCCAAAAUGACGAGUGGCUUUCAUCGCCUAAUGCACACAAUAUCCGACGAAGAAAACUGCGCGUUGGAAGUGCAGACGUUUCUCAAGAAUAAAGCAGAUAAAUCGGUGAGUGACAUUUUUCAAUCUCUAAGUGAUUGCAAUUUCACAUUAUCUGAAGAUUUCAUUCUAAACGUGCUUAAACGGCACCGUUCUGAUUGGAAACCAGCUUUUAUCUUCUUCAAAUGGAUAUUAGCAGGUGAAAAUCCAUGUAGGUAUUCACCAAAUACUGAAUCCUUCAAUGAAAUUCUCGAUAUUCUUGGUCGUAUGAGACGUUUUGAUGAACUCAACCAAGUGCUCGACGAAAUGUCUAAGAGAGGAAAUUUGGUUAAUGAAAAAACUUAUGGUAUUGUGAUUAAUAGAUAUGCUGCAGCUCAUAGAGUUGAAGAUGCAAAAGCGUUUUUCUAUAAGAGGAAAAAUUUUGGUUUGGAACUUGAUCUUAUUGCUUUUCAAACUCUUCUUGUGUGUUUAUGCCGAUACAAACAUGUUGAAGAUGCUGAAUUCUUGUUCUAUAAUAAGAUAAUUGAGUUUAAGGAUAACAUUAAAACUCGGAAUAUUAUUUUGAAUGGAUGGUGUGUUUUGGGGAAUUCACGAGAAGCGAAGAGGUUUUGGAAUGAUAUUGUGACUUCAAAAUGUAAGCCGGACAAAUUUACAUAUGGGAUAUUCAUCAAUUCAUUAUGUAAAUCCGGGAAAAUAAGCAGGGCGGUAGAGUUGUUCCAGACAAUGUGGGAAAAAGGGUGUAAGCCAGAUGUUGCAAUUUGUAAUUGUAUUAUUGAUGGAUUGUGUUUCAAGAAGAGAAUCCCCGAAGCCCUUGAGAUUUUUCGUGAAAUGAAUGAGAGAGAUUGUUUACCUGACGUUGUCACUUAUAAUUCUUUGAUUAAGAAUUUAUGCAAGAUUAGAAGGAUUGAGAAAGUUUAUGAGCUUUUAGACGAGAUGGAAACGAAGGGAGAGAGUUGUUUGCCAAAUGCUAGAACUUAUGGUUACUUGUUGAAUUCUGCCAAGACGCCUGAGGAAGCUAUUGGGAUUUUGGAAAGGAUGAAUGGAAACCAGUGUAAGAUGACUGGAGAUAUUUACAAUUUGUUGUUAAGGUUGUUUAUGAGCUGGGAUGAUCAAGAUAAAGUAAAGAGUACGUGGGAUGAGAUGGAGAGGAGUGGACUAGGACCUGAUCAACGAUCUUAUACAAUUAUGAUUCACGGUCUGUAUGAAGGGGGAAGAUUAGAGGAUGCUUUGUCUUAUUUUAAUGAAAUGAUAUCAAAGAGUAUGGUGCCCGAGCCACAGACAAACAAGUUGGUGGAUGUCAUGAACACGUUAAAGGAGAAAGGAAAGGAAUCGAAGAAGAUGGAAAUAACGAAAAAGGGGAGGAAGGCCAAGAAUACUGGUUAAUACAUGCUCAGUUUAUUAUUUUUCUCUUGGCAUGCUAUUUGUUUACAUUAGAACUGAGAAAUACAAGCACUUGGAGGGGGUUCUCCGGAAUGCAAGCUAGCCAAGGGUAUAUUUAUUGCCCAAUAUAACCCCACGUUGGAGAAUGGCGAUGUUUAGUUCUGGCCUCGAGUAGCAUGAUGAUUACAUAUAUUGAGUUGCAGAGCUGGUAAUUUCGAUUUUGGGGGUUGUCACAGCCUCACAGGUUCGUCCAUUCUAAUCCUUGAUGUGGUCGAAACCAGAAAAACUAACUUGUUUUAUUGUCCGUGACUCGUGUUUAUGAUGAGUUCACCCUAAUAUAAGACUUGGGUGAUAGAUUGUAUCAGUUCAAUGACGCCAGAAUCAAGGACAAAAUCUAGGUGAAGGUUGUAAAAAUUAGUUGAAGAAUGAAAGUAGUUCUGGAUACCAGAGACCAAGAAGUGGUGUUGUGUUGCAGGUGUAUAGUUUUAAGGAAUACUUUUUCUUGACGGCACAGGCUAUCAAUGUCCCAUAAGUAUAACUUAGGAAAUCUGUCAUUCAUUUAUGAUAAUUCGGAAUAUAUUUGUUAUUUUUUCCUUGAAUAAAUUAAAUUGUUGUUCGUCAAAGCCUUU
Solanum lycopersicum (tomato) is the source of this 2225-nucleotide messenger RNA. Its product is annotated as putative pentatricopeptide repeat-containing protein At3g15200. Gene Ontology annotation, molecular function: protein binding. The record is from RefSeq and is a predicted model, not a curated record. NCBI's taxonomy places the organism in Eukaryota, Viridiplantae, Streptophyta, Magnoliopsida, Solanales, Solanaceae.